This is a messenger RNA of Leptinotarsa decemlineata (Colorado potato beetle), 654 nucleotides long. It is a transcript of the gene Gmap, whose product is annotated as Golgi microtubule-associated protein. Gene Ontology annotation, cellular component: Golgi apparatus. Gene Ontology annotation, molecular function: small GTPase binding. Gene Ontology annotation, biological process: Golgi organization; endoplasmic reticulum to Golgi vesicle-mediated transport. Lineage: Eukaryota; Metazoa; Arthropoda; Insecta; Coleoptera; Chrysomelidae. The record is from RefSeq and is a predicted model, not a curated record.
UUUGGAAAGUCAAGAGUCAAACUUCAAGCAGUGUGUUGGCAAGUGGCAAGUAAAUUUGGAUUCGAACUUGUAAAUAAACAAUGGUGAAACUGUUUUAUGUUCCAUAAUUAUUUUCUUCAGUUCCUGUUGCAAUUAAAAACCUUAUUAUGUCUUGGCUAAAUUUGAACGAAGGUUUCAAUAGUCUAAAAGGACAACUUACAAAUUUUGCCAGCAAUGUUUUGGCUGAUGAUGAUAAUGAAGGAACUGCUGAACAUAAUUACGAUUAUGAUAAAUUAAAACAUCUCUGUGCCGAGCAGGAGUUACAAAUACAAAACUUGAAACGAAUCAAUGAAGAGCUGAAACAGCAUAAAGUAAGUAAUUCAGCAAUAUCUCAAAAAUCAAAGGGAAGAAAAAUUGCUUCAUUAUUUGAAGGUUAUCCCAUCUCACUUGACAAAAAUUACAUUGUGAAAAAAUAUUUUGAAACAUUUGGAAGAAACUCAAAGGUUGCAGUUUAGCAUCCCUGGCAUAUGAAAAUAAAACUCAAAAAAUUAUGAAAUUUGGUCAAGUAUGAUUCUUUUGAGAGUCAUGCUUGUUGAUUCAAACGACUAAGACUUUGAGUAUAGAAAACUCAUGAUAUAUAUGAAUUACUAGUUAUCAGUAGUAGAUUAUGGGAAA